Messenger RNA from Doryrhamphus excisus (bluestripe pipefish), 4485 nucleotides. RefSeq names its product glucose-fructose oxidoreductase domain containing 1 (gene gfod1). Gene Ontology annotation, molecular function: nucleotide binding. NCBI's taxonomy places the organism in Eukaryota, Metazoa, Chordata, Actinopteri, Syngnathiformes, Syngnathidae. The record is from RefSeq and is a predicted model, not a curated record.
AUUUCAAUAUUUUGACGAAAUAUUUAGUAUAUAUUUUUCAGUGUAUAUUAUAAAACGUAUAUACAUAAUAUAUUCUGCAGUGUAUAUAAUUUGUAUACGAAUUUAUAUAAGAAAUAUAAAUAUAUAUUUAAAUAUUAAUUUUAUAUAUUUUUUUCUUUGCUGCUCAGUGUUACACUUCAUGUUCUUUUGCUGUAGGAACACUUUGGUGCCCUCUAGUGGCAAAAGUGCGCCAAGCAUCGGGGUGGGUGUUACUGUAAAUGUGGUUAUGCACAAUAUGAAGUAAAUACAGCGCCACGCAUAGUUUUUAGUCCAUCAAAUUUGUAUUCAUCAACAAUCUAACAACAUAUUAAAAAUAUACAAAAUGUAUAUAUGUGUAUAUACAGUAACAUCCUUGUGAAUAUAAACACAAGAUCAUCCAACCGUAUACUAAUACCACCCUUAGAAGUACUAUCGAUCCACUCACGUUUGAUCAUUGUCGAUAGAUAGCUAGAUGAGAAUAAAGUCGUUUAGAAUGAUAUAUAUGAUAUAAAUUGCCAAACGCUCUGUCACUUCCGUGCUACCCGGAAGCUGAAGGGUUAAACGACAGAAAGGGAGGGGGACCGGUAAGAGAGACAAUUAUCCAACAUGGCUAACAGCAAAGCACCGUCAUUGACUUUAUAAAUAAAAGCUUUUACAACAACCGCAACUUGUAUAAUUAUACUUAUUUUCCUCUAUAGCAACAAUUUAGACGUAUAAUGAUACUACGAACAUUUCAAAAAUUUAUAUGUUAUACAUUUUUGAUCAAUUUAACGUACGUUACAUGGGGAUUGGCGAUUGGUUGAUUUUAAUGUGAAAAGCCAGUACUGGUAUGUUCCGGUGAAUGAUAAGGAACUUGAUAAGGGUUGAAAGCCGCAGCAUCGUUUUGUCGCUUCGGGAGCUUUGAAGCAAAGAAGGCUUGACUAUUACACAAGAUUUUUUAUUUUAUUACAUUUCAAUUUCGCUCUUUUUGAAGAGAAUUAGUGUUUUUUGAAGACUUGGAAUCCGUACCGGAGGUGUCAGGGUGGUGCAGUCACCACCGAAAGACCGCAAUGCUGCGUUGAUAUUGUGCUUUUUGACACCGGGGGAUGACGUACGGGUCGGGGUUCUUCUCAGGUGGAUUCAAGGGCUGAUUUUCCGGGGGGCGAUGCAGCUCGGCUGGUGCUUGGCUGCAGGUGCAUGGCCGACCUGACGUCACAGCCUGUCUGAAACCGAGCUCGCAGAACCGCCCCGCCGCCUCGCAUUGAAAGUAUGCUUCCAGGGGUCGGCGUGUUCGGAACCAGCCUGACCGCCAGGGUCAUCAUCCCCCUGCUGAAGAAGGAGGGCUUCGCGGUGAAGGCGCUGUGGGGCCGCACGCAGGAGGAAGCGGAGGAGCUCGCCAAGGAGAUGAACGUCCCGUUUUACACCAACCGCAUCGACGACGUGCUGCUGCACCAGGAUGUGGAUCUGGUGUGCAUCAACCUUCCUCCGCCUCUGACGCGGCAGAUCGCGGUUAAGACCUUAGGUAUUGGAAAGAACGUGAUCUGUGACCGGACAGCCACUCCGUUGGAUGCCUUCCGCAUGAUGUCUGCAGCUCAGUACUACCCCAAGUUGCUGAGCAUUAUGGGAAAUGUCUUGCGUUUCUUGCCGGCCUUUGUUCGAAUGAAGGAGCUGUUGGAGGAAGGUUACGUAGGGGAGCUUCUGGUUUGUGAGGCACAGGUCCACAGUGGCAGUCUGCUGGGCAAGAAAUACAACUGGAGCUGUGAUGACCUCAUGGGAGGCGGCGGCCUGCACUCUGUGGGUAGUUACAUCAUCGACCUGCUCACCUUCCUGACGGGCCAACGCGCGUCCAAAGUCCACGGCUUCCUCAAGACCUUCGUCAAACAGACGGACCACAUCCGAGGCAUCCGCCAGAUCACCAGCGACGACUUCUGCACCUUCCAGAUGGUGCUGGAAGGCGGAGCCUGCUGCACCGUCACGCUCAACUUCAACGUCCCUGGAGAGUUUAGGCAAGAAGUGAUCGUCGUGGGUACCGUCGGGAGGCUAACGGUCACGGGGGCCGACUUGUACGGACAGAAGAACAACGGAGGUGGGCGAAGCGGUGGAGGUCCGGAGCUCCUCUUAAAGGACACAACACCUCUGGAAAAGUCUUCCUUGCCAGAGAAAGCCUUCAGUGAUAUCCCUUCGCCGUAUCUCACUGGAAUGAUCCGAAUGAUCCAGGCUGUGAGGCUGGCCUUUCAGGACCAGGAUGAUCGGCGGACGUGGGACGGCAGGCCUCUCACGAUGGCCGCCACGUUUGAGGAUUGUCUUUAUGCUCUUUGCGUGGUGGAUACCAUCAAGAAAUCCAACCAGUGUGGAGAAUGGCAGAGCAUUGUGGUUAUGACGGAGGAACCGGAGGUCAGCCCGGCUUAUUUGAUCAGCGAGGCCAUGCGGCGGAGUCGGAUGUCGCUCUACUGUUAGUAUCUUGCUGCUCGCCUUCCAUGCUGGGGGCAAAUGAUUGGUCGGAACGCUUUGAAGGCACUAGCUGUUCUUAAUUCCACCACCAGUAUGUUUGGUGCUGUCAGGUUUGUAUUGUUGCUGUUACUGACUGGAUCAUCUCCCAAUACCCUGAAAACUAACAUCAUAAGCAAUCGUACCUUUAUUUAUAAAGACGCCUUUUCCCGUCGGAACGCUUGCAUCACCCGGUUCAAAGACGAACUCCUGCUUCUGUUCAGGGAUGCUGCAUCUCUGCUACUCACACUGGUCUACACCAGGGGUGUCCAAACUGCAGUUUUUAUUGGUCCAUGGCACAUUCUAAAAAUACAAUUAGACAAGAAAACUUAAAAAGAAGCAAAAUGUUGGAAUCUGACAAGAACAAAAAGUCUGAAUAAAGUCAAAAUAUGAAGAGGCAAAAAAACAACAAUUUUAAAAGCAUAAUGUUGAAUUGUUAAAUUUUUUAUGAGAAAUUACUUUUACAAGAAUAAUUGGGGGAAUCAUAAGUAGAAAUCUUAAUGAAAAAAAAAUGCAAGUGUAUAUGAAAAACCAAAAAAAACCCUUAAACAGUGAAUAUUGGGAUUGGGAUAAGGUUAUAAUAAAAACAUAAUAUUAUGAGAAUAAAGUAAUAAUAUUAUUUAAUAUUAUAAUUUAUAUUUAAUUAUAAUAUGAGAAUAAAGUAAUAAUAUUUGUCAAUAGUAUCAUUAACAUUUAAUUAUAAUAUUAUGAGAAUAAAGUCAUAAUAUUAUUUAAUAUUAUCAUUAACAUUUAUAAUGUUAUGACAAUAAAGUCAUAAUAUUAUUUAAUAUAAUCAUUAUUUAAUUAUAAUAUGAGAAUAAAGUCAUAAUAUUAUAAUUAAUAUUUAUUAUAAUAUUAUGAGAAUAAAGUCAUAAUAUUAUGAGAGAGAAAAGCAGCCAAGAUGGAAACAUUAACCAAAAAAAUGCUAAAUCUAAGAAGCGUUUUUGGACACCCUUGGUGUACACAACCAAGUCUGCCAAGGAGGAAGAAAACUUCUUCCAAAUAAAAGUACCCUGCUGCUUUCAUCUUGCUAUCAUAUGAUGGACUUUCCAGGUUUACCAAGUGAAUGUUUAAAAAAAAAUGUGUUGGCAGCUUGUGUCUCUGUUUGCGCUAUUAUGUGUCCUUUGUUUGCGUAAUAUAAGAGAAAAAAUAUCCUCGUCUUUGCUGCCAGAACGUAACAACAGCCUGUCAAUGUGAACACAAAGAGCGGAACCUCCAAGGCAGAACAUAAUCUGUUCCAAGAGGGCGGUUGACUUGUUCCAAUCAAUUGGAAAUUGAAGGCUAAAUCUGGAUUAAAUAUAUAACAAUAUAAAGGGAAGUGUUAGAAAACCAUAAAUAAAAGAAAGUAAACUGUCAAUAUUUAACCCAUAAGAACCCAGACCCAAGUAAAUUGAAGGCAACAACAUGCGCUAAGUAGCAUUUUUGCUAUUGUUCCUUUCCAUAGCAAUUUUAAGACAACAAACCCAAAAGCUAAUUUGUUUUAUACUAAUUGUCCAUUUGAAUUGUAAUAUUUUACACUUUAUUAAAGCAUUAGAAUUGAUCGGAGGCUUUAAUAUGACCUUUUAAUGUUUAAUUUGGAAACUAGCUACUUUACCUGACAGGCAGCCAUUUUGGGGAAGACAUAUCCUUGCAUAGUCACAUGACUGUCAGUUUCAACCACUCCAAAAUUAUCUGACAUGCAGCCAUUUUGGGGAGCACAUAGCUUAGCAUACUCAAAUGUACUGCAAAAUACUUCUUAAACGUCACUUGAUAACUUAAAAGAGUUAAAGUCAAGCACAAUGACCUAUUUUAGACCAUUGCGUUGCUCUGAAAUUACCUUAUAAUGUAUAAAAAAUAUAUAUAUGGAAAUUAGCUGGCUUAUCGGACAUGCAGCCAUUUUAGGGAGCACACAGCUUAGCAUACUCAAAUGUCACAUGACAGCCACUGCAAAAUGCUUCUUAAAUGUCACUUGAUAACUUAAAAGAGUUAAAGCCAAGUACAAUGACCUAUUUUAGACCAUUG